AUGCCUGCAAAUGCUUGUAUUAGAGCAGCAGCAGCAGCAGCAGCAGCAAGAGUAGCAGCAGCAGCAGCAGCAGCAGUAGCAGCAGCAAGAGUAGCAGCAGCAGCUGCUGCUGCUGCAGCAGUAGUAGCAAUAGCAGCAGCAGCGCAAGGAGCUGCAGCAGCACCACAGCUAGCAGCAGCAGCAGCAGCUGCAGCAGCAGCAGCGGCAGCAGCAACACCAACAGCACCACCAGCAGCAGAGGCAGCACCAACAGCUGCAGCACUAACAGCAGCAGCAGCAGCAGCUGCUGCUGCUGCUGCUGCUGCAGCAGCGGCAAACCAAAAAAAACAACAAAAGUAG
Messenger RNA from Eimeria mitis, 339 nucleotides. RefSeq lists its product as uncharacterized. The coding region runs from base 1 to 339 and encodes 112 amino acids. The record is from RefSeq and is a predicted model, not a curated record. Gene Ontology annotation, biological process: translation. Gene Ontology annotation, cellular component: ribosome. Gene Ontology annotation, molecular function: structural constituent of ribosome. The transcript has a single exon. NCBI's taxonomy places the organism in Eukaryota, Apicomplexa, Conoidasida, Eucoccidiorida, Eimeriidae.